Messenger RNA from Vitis vinifera (wine grape), 1963 nucleotides. RefSeq names its product DEAD-box ATP-dependent RNA helicase 20. Bases 136 to 1656 code for a protein of 506 amino acids. The record is from RefSeq and is a predicted model, not a curated record. Lineage: Eukaryota; Viridiplantae; Streptophyta; Magnoliopsida; Vitales; Vitaceae. Gene Ontology annotation, cellular component: ribonucleoprotein complex; nucleus; cytoplasm. Gene Ontology annotation, molecular function: RNA binding; RNA helicase activity; ATP binding. The transcript is spliced from 10 exons.
ACAAAACAUCACAAGCGGGUAAACGUAGUGCAAUAACCCUUUCGUUCCCAUCAGGUUAGCUUCGUUCUUCGUCUUUCAGCUUCAAUCAACAUUCUGUACCCCUGCUAAUCUCACCGCUAAGUGCACGCACACAUAAUGAGCCGCUACGAUGGUCGCUCCGGCGACCCCGGUUCGUACCGUGACCGGAGGAGUGAAUCAGGGUUUGGUGGGGCUUCUGGAUAUGGUAGUGGUGGUGUUCGCUCAUCCUCAAGCAAGAGAGAUCUUGAUGGGGUAGAGUCACCAAGGAAGCCGGAUUUGGAUGGGUUAACUCCAUUUGAGAAAAAUUUCUAUGUGGAGUCCCCAGCAGUGGCAGCAAUGUCAGAGAAAGAGGUGGAGCAGUAUCGGGAACGGAGGGAAAUCACAGUUGAAGGCCGGGAUGUUCCAAAACCAGUCAUGAAUUUUCGCGAUGUGGGCUUGCCAGAAUAUGUCAUGCAAGAAAUUACAAAAGCUGGCUUUGCUGAACCUACACCCAUCCAAGCUCAAGGAUGGCCAAUGGCUUUGAAGGGCCGUGAUGUCAUUGGUAUUGCUGAAACAGGAUCAGGAAAGACACUUGCAUAUCUAUUGCCUGCAAUCAUCCAUGUAAAUGCUCAGCCAAUUUUAGCUCCAGGAGAUGGCCCAAUUGUAUUAGUUUUAGCUCCAACUCGUGAACUUGCUGUUCAGAUACAACAAGAAGCAGCUAAAUUUGGUGCAUCAUCGAGGAUUAAGAAUACCUGCAUACAUGGUGGAGUUCCUAAGGGACCUCAAAUUCGUGAUCUUCAGAAAGGUGUUGAAAUUGUUAUUGCUACACCGGGGAGGUUGAUUGACAUGUUGGAAAGCCAUCACACAAACUUGCGAAGGGUCACUUACCUUGUGCUGGAUGAGGCUGAUCGGAUGUUAGAUAUGGGUUUUGAACCGCAGAUUAGAAAAAUUGUUUCUCAGAUUCGUCCUGAUCGUCAAACCCUCUAUUGGAGUGCUACAUGGCCCAAGGAGGUGGAACAACUUGCUAGGAAGUUCCUUUACAACCCAUGUAAAGUGGUUAUAGGAUCUGCAGAUCUAAAAGCUAACCAUGCAAUUCGUCAGCAUGUGGAGAUUGUUUCCGAGAAUCAGAAAUACAACAGAUUGGUGAAGUUGCUGGAGGAUAUUAUGGAUGGCGGCCGAAUUCUUAUAUUCAUGGACACUAAGAAAGGGUGUGACCAGAUUACUCGGCAGCUUCGCAUGGAUGGUUGGCCGGCACUCUCAAUUCAUGGAGAUAAGAGUCAAGCAGAAAGAGAUUGGGUACUCUCAGAGUUCAAAGCUGGAAAGAGUCCGAUAAUGACUGCAACAGAUGUUGCAGCUCGUGGUUUAGAUGUCAAGGAUGUGAAAUUUGUGAUCAACUAUGACUUCCCGGGAUCUCUUGAAGAUUAUGUCCACCGCAUUGGUCGAACAGGAAGGGCUGGGGCCAAAGGAACAGCCUACACUUUCUUCACAGCCGCCAAUGCCAGAUUCGCUAAGGAACUCAUUACCAUACUUGAGGAAGCAGGGCAGAGGGUCGCUCCGGAACUGGCAGCCAUGGGUCGUGGUGCACCUCCUCCUCCAUCAGGUCAUGGGGGCUUCCGAGACCGUGGGAGGGGCCAUGGCAGUGGACGCGCCUGGGGCUAAUCAAUCACCUUAACCUACGAAAACCCUACAAAACAUUGCAGACUCUGCUAUCAAAUUCUCAGAACCAUGAGCUUGUAGAUUGGAUACAUUGGAGGUAGAUGGUUGGUUGGACGCUUACGGGAAGAGCGGUUUUGAUUAACAGAUGGAGCUUAAGCUUGAGUAUGAUUUGCCCGAUUGAAUCGGGGGCUGUAGUGUCAGUAUUCAUCCCUGUGAGAUAGAACCUGAACCCUAAACUUUUACCAUCUUUUUUAUCAUCUAUCUUUACAAAUCAUUGAGGAAGAAGAAAAUAGGAGGCAGAACUUUUCCA